AUCAGUUUCGACUAGUUUCAAAGCACGAUCACUUCUCCCUCAGCCGAACAGGCACUCGUUGUAACGGCUGCUCUACUCAGUUCGGAAGUAAUUAAGUGUGAUCUAUCAGCCCCCGAACGUCGAGUGUCGAGUGCGAACAGGUUUCAAUAAGAUUAUAGAUGCCUUUGUGAUAACAAUGUACCACCAAGUGAUCAGUGUCUGUUUUGUUUUAUCGAUAAUUUUAAGUUGUGUUCUAGGAUUACGAACCCAAGAAUUCCUAGAACAUGUCGCUGGAAUCGACGAUGAAAUUCAUCCACCACCAGUUAGUUCUGUGAAGUCGGAAAAAGCGCGCCAGAAGCGUGUAAUUGCCUCAUCGGACUACGAAAAUACGGCUCAAUUCUGGAAGGUUGGAGCCCAACUGAGACUGAAGGAGCAACUGCUGAAACGCACCAAUCGAAAUGUGGCCAAAAAUGUGAUAUUCUUCCUAGGGGAUGGUAUGUCCAUCCCGACACUGGCCGCCAGCCGUAUGUACCUUGGCCAGAUGGAUGGACAGCCAGGUGAAGAAUCGCGACUUUCCUUCGAGGAGUUUCCUGAUAUUGGGCUAAUCAAGACCUACUGCGUGGACAGACAGGUUGCAGACUCGGCUUGCUCGGCGACCGCUUAUUUGUGCGGGGUCAAGGCCAACUAUGCCACCAUCGGUGUGACGGCUGCGGUAAACUACAACAACUGUGCCGGGAGCAACAACCCCAAGAACCACGUUGAGUCGAUUAUGAGCUGGGCACAGGCAGCCGGCAAGGCUACCGGGAUCGUUACAACCACGCGGGUAACGCACGCAAGCCCGGCAGGAACGUACGCGCACGUGGCUAACCGGGAUUGGGAGUGCGAUGCCGAUGUGUCGUCGAAGCAGGAAGAUCCUACCAAAUGUCAAGACAUUGCUGCCCAGUUAGUAAGGAAUGAUCCGGGAAAGAACUUUAAAGUUAUUUUGGGAGGUGGAAGCCGCAAAUUCAUCCCGAACAGUGUAAAGGACCCGUCGGGGAAAUUCGGUCAACGAUUGGAUGGCGGGAAUCUGAUCUCGGAAUGGUAUUACAGCAAACCGAUCGGUUCAGCAAGAUUUGUCACAAACAGGCAAGAAUUGGUGGGAAUUAAUUUCAACGAAACGGAAUACCUAAUGGGUCUUUUUCAACCAGACCACCUCAAGUAUAACAUGGAUAGUAAUCAUCAAACUGAUCCUUCUUUGAGUGACAUGACUUACGCAGCUAUCAAAACUCUUGAAAAACAUCCUAAGGGUUACGUACUUUUUGUUGAAGGAGGUAAAAUCGAUUUAGCGCAUCAUGAAACGAAGGCAAGAAAAUCUCUAGAUGAAACGGUUCAGUUCUCGGAGGCCGUCUCGUUAGCCACUCAACUGAGCAACCCAGAUGAUACGUUGAUAGUUGUCACGGCUGAUCACUCCCACACAAUGACAUUGGCUGGAUACUCCAAACGUGGUCACGAUGUGUUGGGAGUCAGUACCUCCACUAAACAUAAGAAAACGUACACGACUCUAGCAUAUGCCAAUGGUCCUGGAGGGCCAUCGGUGGAUGAGAGCGGAAAUAUGCUAAAGUUUACCGAGGAGAUGGUAGCAAAUAAGGAGUUUCAGUAUCCGAAACUAGUUCCUAUGAAGUAUGAGACUCACGGUGGAGAUGAUGUUGCACUGUUCGCCUACGGGCCGUGGUCACAUCUUUUCAACGGAAUGUACGAGCAAAAUGUGAUACCGCAUUUGAUCGGGUAUGCGGCAUGCAUCGGGGAUGGAUUGACGGCGUGCAAGAGAUAAUUUUGUUUUUUUACGAUGUGAUUGUGCGUGUGUAUGUUUUUAAUUUGUUGAUACUUUGGUCGAAAAUAUGAUUUCGAGUUUAAAAUAACAA
Messenger RNA from Topomyia yanbarensis, 1880 nucleotides. Its product is annotated as membrane-bound alkaline phosphatase-like. Lineage: Eukaryota; Metazoa; Arthropoda; Insecta; Diptera; Culicidae. Gene Ontology annotation, biological process: dephosphorylation. The record is from RefSeq and is a predicted model, not a curated record. Gene Ontology annotation, molecular function: alkaline phosphatase activity. Bases 176 to 1789 code for a protein of 537 amino acids. The transcript has 3 exons.